Arvicola amphibius (Eurasian water vole) is the source of this 3060-nucleotide messenger RNA. It is a transcript of the gene Ano4, whose product is annotated as anoctamin 4. Gene Ontology annotation, cellular component: plasma membrane. Gene Ontology annotation, biological process: chloride transmembrane transport. Gene Ontology annotation, molecular function: protein dimerization activity; chloride channel activity. The coding region runs from base 1 to 3060 and encodes 1019 amino acids. Lineage: Eukaryota; Metazoa; Chordata; Mammalia; Rodentia; Cricetidae. The transcript is spliced from 27 exons. The record is from RefSeq and is a predicted model, not a curated record.
AUGGGUACAGUGGUGCAUACCUAUCAUGAUUAUAUUCAGGAAGCAGAGGCAGGAGCAUUGUUACAAGGUUCAAGCCUUGUCUACUCAGUGAAUUCUGGUCAGGCACAGGUGGAAUACCAACCAGGUCCUGUUCUCUCACUGUACGUAACACUCAGCUCUAAGUGGCUCAAGGACCUCAGCGUAAGGCCUGGUAACCCUAAAAUUGCUAGAAGAAAAAGGAGGGGCACAGUUCAACUUCUAGGCUCGGAAGGUGGAGUCGGUUUACAAGGCCACCAGCUGGAUAUGCAAAUCCUGCCCGACGGCCCAAAGAGUGAAGUGGACUUUUCAGAGAUUCUUAAUGCAAUACAAGAAAUGGCCAAGGAUGUCAACAUUCUUUUUGACGAAUUAGAGGCUGUCAACAGCCCUUGCAAAGAUGACGAUUCUCUCCUUCACCCUGGGAACCUGACCAGUACUUCGGAAGACGCGAGCAGACUUGAAGCAGGGGGAGAGACAGUGCGGGAUCGAAACAAAGCCAACGGACUUUACUUUAGAGACGGGAAAUGCCGAAUUGACUACAUCCUUGUGUACAGAAAAUCCAGCCCUCAGACUGAAAAGAGAGAAGUGUUUGAGAGAAAUAUUAGAGCAGAAGGAUUACAAAUGGAGAAAGAGUCCUCUCUAGUAAACAGUGAUGUCAUCUUUGUGAAACUGCAUGCCCCCUGGGAAGUCCUGGGAAGAUACGCGGAGCAGAUGAACGUAAGGAUGCCUUUCAGGAGAAAAAUCUAUUACCUGCCUCGCCGGUACAAGUUCAUGAGCAGGAUCGAUAAACAAAUAAGCAGGUUUCGGAGAUGGUUACCAAAGAAGCCCAUGAGGCUGGACAAGGAGACACUGCCAGACCUGGAGGAGAAUGGCUGCUACACUGCCCCUUUCAGCCAGCAAAGGAUCCAUCACUUCAUCAUUCACAACAAAGACACCUUCUUCAACAAUGCCACCAGAAGCAGGAUCGUGCAUCAUAUUUUACAAAGAAUAAAGUAUGAAGAGGGCAAAAACAAAAUUGGUCUGAACCGCUUGCUGACCAAUGGCUCCUAUGAGGCUGCCUUUCCGCUGCACGAGGGAAGUUACAGAAGUAAAAACUCCAUUAAAACCCACGGAGCAGUGAACCACCGACAUCUCCUCUAUGAGUGCUGGGCUUCCUGGGGCGUGUGGUAUAAAUACCAGCCUUUGGAUCUUGUAAGGCGGUAUUUUGGAGAGAAGAUCGGGCUGUACUUUGCCUGGCUUGGCUGGUACACAGGCAUGCUCUUCCCCGCAGCCUUCAUCGGGUUGUUUGUCUUCCUGUAUGGAGUCACCACUCUGGAUCACUGCCAAGUCAGUAAAGAAGUCUGCCAAGCGACCGAUAUCAUCAUGUGUCCUGUAUGUGACAAAUAUUGUCCCUUCAUGAGGCUGUCAGACAGCUGUGUCUACGCCAAGGUGACCCACCUUUUUGACAACGGAGCUACUGUGUUCUUUGCUGUGUUCAUGGCCGUCUGGGCUACCGUUUUCCUGGAAUUUUGGAAAAGACGUCGAGCAGUGAUUGCUUACGACUGGGAUCUGAUAGACUGGGAGGAGGAGGAGGAAGAAAUACGCCCCCAGUUUGAAGCCAAGUAUUCCAAGAAAGAGCGGAUGAACCCCAUUUCUGGAAAGCCAGAACCUUACCAAGCAUUUACUGAUAAAUGCAGCAGACUCAUCGUUUCUGCAUCAGGAAUAUUCUUCAUGAUCUGCGUGGUGAUCGCGGCCGUGUUCGGCAUCGUCAUUUACCGGGUGGUGACUGUCAGCACUUUUGCCGCCUUUAAGUGGGCACUAAUCAGGAAUAACUCUCAGGUGGCAACCACAGGGACUGCCGUGUGCAUCAACUUUUGCAUCAUUAUGCUGCUGAACGUGCUCUAUGAAAAGGUCGCUCUUCUCCUGACCAAUCUAGAACAGCCUCGCACAGAAUCCGAGUGGGAGAACAGCUUCACCCUGAAAAUGUUUCUUUUUCAGUUUGUCAAUCUGAACAGCUCCACAUUUUACAUCGCAUUCUUCCUCGGAAGAUUUACAGGACACCCAGGUGCCUACUUGAGACUGAUAAACCGGUGGAGGUUAGAAGAGUGCCACCCCAGCGGAUGCCUUAUUGAUCUCUGCAUGCAAAUGGGUAUUAUAAUGGUGCUAAAGCAGACCUGGAAUAAUUUCAUGGAACUUGGCUACCCGUUAAUUCAGAAUUGGUGGACCAGAAGAAAAGUCCGACAGGAACAUGGGACUGAAAGGAAAAUAAAUUUCCCACAAUGGGAAAAGGAUUACAACCUUCAGCCGAUGAACGCCUAUGGACUCUUCGAUGAAUACCUGGAAAUGAUCCUUCAGUUCGGGUUCACAACCAUCUUUGUGGCAGCUUUUCCUCUCGCACCACUUCUGGCCUUACUGAACAACAUCAUUGAAAUCCGACUCGAUGCUUAUAAGUUUGUUACACAGUGGAGAAGGCCCUUGGCAUCGAGGGCCAAGGACAUAGGAAUCUGGUAUGGAAUUCUCGAAGGCAUUGGAAUCCUCUCUGUUAUUACGAAUGCGUUUGUCAUAGCAAUAACAUCUGACUUCAUCCCUCGCUUGGUGUAUGCUUAUAAAUAUGGACCUUGUGCGGGCCAAGGAGAAGCCGGGCAAAAGUGCAUGGUUGGCUACGUGAACGCCAGCUUGUCUGUGUUUCGAAUUUCCGACUUUGAGAACCGGUCUGAACCAGAGUCUGAUGGCAGUGAGUUCUCAGGAACUCCCCUGAAGUACUGCAGGUAUCGGGAUUACCGGGACCCUCCUCAUUCGCUGGCACCCUAUGGCUACACUCUGCAAUUCUGGCAUGUCCUGGCAGCCCGGCUGGCUUUUAUCAUUGUGUUUGAGCACCUCGUGUUUUGUAUAAAGCACCUCAUUUCCUAUCUGAUACCAGACCUCCCGAAAGAUCUAAGGGAUCGAAUGAGGAGAGAGAAGUACCUGAUCCAGGAGAUGAUGUACGAGGCUGAGCUGGAGCGCCUCCAGAAAGAACGGAAGGAGAGGAAGAAGAACGGGAAAGCACACCACAACGAGUGGCCAUGA